Molecule: messenger RNA, 1685 nt
Organism: Olea europaea var. sylvestris
Lineage: Eukaryota; Viridiplantae; Streptophyta; Magnoliopsida; Lamiales; Oleaceae
Exons: 6
Coding region: 638-1360 (240 amino acids)
Source: RefSeq, a predicted model, not a curated record
CUUGUUGACUUGACUAAACUGGUCUGGAUUGAAAAGGGUUGCUCUUUAGUUGUGGGAGAGAUUGCUACUGGUGGGAGACAAAAGAAAUAAAUGAUCUAGUCUAUAGUCAUCACCGAAAAAUUGAUUUUCCUCUUAUAGUGGUCAAGCCAUUUGACUUGUAAAGAAUAAGAAUUUUGAAAGUUACUAGCUUAUUUUUAUUCUCAAGAAGAAGAGAUAUGAUUUUGAAAGAAAGAUUGAAGACUUCUGUUGUUCCAUGUACUUUUUUUCCCUCUUUUGAUUAUGAUGUCUUAAAAGAAUAUGUUCUUUCCCCAUUCUUUUCGCACAUGAUUGAACUUGUCGGUAUCAAACAAUUUCACGUCUUAGUUCAGUGAUGGAUAUUGCACGGCCUUUUGAUUUUCUGGAUCAGGAAUACUUUACAUGCCAUCAAGUUGGUUAUUUAUUUCAUGCCCUCAGUUAAAAAUAAAGUAAAAAUGAAUUCCAUUUUCGGUAGAGUUUCUUAGAAGUGGUUCAUGAACUUCCAAUACAUGUCAUAUUGAUGCUAGUAUAAAAGAUCGACUACAAUAUUGAAACGAGGUUUGUCCACCUUUAUCUUCUCUCUCUUGGUGUUCUUAAUAGGAGGGACAGCCCUUAAGUGUGCAUGCCGGGCACUGUGGGUUGGGAUAUCAUCAAGCGAUUAGGACAGAGGCUUACUGAAGUUACACUGUUGUGCUUAAUGGAAGUAUCAUUAAAAAGGAAUGAUGAUAUCCUAUUUGAAGUGCUCUUGCAACUGUUUUGCAUGCCAUUUCAUCCUGAACCUCGAAUUAGAGGUGGGAUUCACUUGGAAGUGAAGAAUCAUAAGUUCGUUCUUGCUUCAGACUUAUUUAAUCCCAUACACAUAUUUCAUAUAUUCCUUGCAGAGGUACUUUAUGAUCACCAAGUACUUCUUGAUUAUCUUAUCUCAAAAGACACAGGUGCCAGCUGUGCUGAAUACCUCUUGAGUAGGUCCUUGCGAAUAGUGUGUGAUUCCUGGAAUUUGUUCGUUGAAUUUCCGGAAAUGGAAGAAGCUAAAUAUCUCUUAUGUUCAAAGAGAAGACAAGUUUUAACAGGCAGUUUGGAUUCCAAGGAAGUUUUAUCCUCUCGACAUGUGGAAAAUGACGGCGCUCCUUCAUCACUUGAAACAGAAUAUAAGAAAGUCCUGCUAUCUGACAGUAAGCACUGCAGAAAUUAUAGACUGCCAUUUGUUGCUGCUAGGGAUUGUUUGGUUUCACUAAGAACAUCCAUCGAAAAUCUUUGCCAGAAGAAUCUAUUUCCAUAUAAUCCACAAGCCCUUCUGCUUCGUUUAAUGAGAUUUCAUGAGCUUUGCUUAAGCAAUAAGCAGUAGAAACUUCAUUCAAGAAUAUCAUCAUGAGGUCGCUUGUGUUUCUUGCUUCUUUGUGGUGGUCUAGAAUUAUUGUGAAACUGAGACUGGGAUUCACAUUUACAAUCCCACUGCAUUCAAAUUAUCAGAAUCCAACAAAGCAAUGGGUGGGGUAGGAUAUAAAGAAUAUGGAGGUAAGACUUAAACUUUCUGAAUGAAUCAUUGUCCUUUGCUUAACGACCAUAAAUAUUUUGUUUGGUAUAUGGAGAAUUUGGAGGUAAGACUUCAACUUUCCGAACAAAUCAUUGUCCAUUGCUUAACGACCAUAAAUAUAUUGUUUAUUGGCUUC